AUGACUGCGAUACCUCCAGAUACAGCUGAUGCUGCUGACUCCCCAAUAUUUCACCCUACCGAUGCGGAUGCUCUUACAAGAGCGGGUCACUUGAAGCCAGCGCAUGGAAGAAGACGUGAAGUGUCAUUGCAUCUAAUGUCUGAGGAGUAUAUCUCAAGCUCGAGUGGGUCAGAAGAUACGCAGAUAGUUCCAGAUCUACUUGUGUCUCCGGAGACACUGAUAUAUCUCGGGUGGGGGUUACAAAAAGCUGGAGAGAUUUGGAGCAGAUGGCGAGAGAUCAAAGAAGCUGAGACAGAAGAUGGGCAAGAGGUUAUUGAGAUGGAGUUUUUAGGGUUCGUCCUUGAAAGAUACGUUCCGGAGGUCAACAUUUCAGAUGGUCGGGAGGCGUGUAUUGAGCAAAUGGAGCUCUGGGGAUUGGCGGGUGAGCUGAUCAACUGCAUAAUGGCAAGUGCAUUUGAAGGUGUACGGAUGACCGAAACGAUUCAGUACUGGGUCCGCGACACGAUGAGUAUUCGAUACUUAGGUCUUGAGGGGUUACAAAAGAAUAGUGCCAGAAGAGACGAGAGGAGGAGAAAUGGCACCGAAGAUGGUGAGUCUGAGAUAAGAGCUGCGGUUGCAAGAGCGCCUUCAUCAGCCGUACCUGGACAUACGAUACUCUACAAAGCCAUUUCCAGCACCCGAGUUGCGUAUUUAUCGGAUGGAAGUAUAGAUAUCGAAUCUCUCGCGAGCUUGCCGCCAACAGAUUUCAGAGGAAGGAUCUUUGCACCAAUUUACUUCACCCCGAGCCUCAGUGUCGCGAAAGUAUAUCGCGGUUAUGUCCGAAACCGAACAUCAUCCCCAGCCUUGAUGAUACAGAUGAUUGUACCGAAUUCUUUCUUAGAGGCUCUCCCCCCAUACGUUUGUCCAUUCGGAGAUCUGUGGAAGCAGGUUGUGUAUACCUGUAGAGGAGGUGCAAAUUUACGAGGUACCAUGGCUAGGAUGCACAGUCAUGCACUAAUCAUCGCUCCUAUUGCAAAGGGAGACAAUAACGCCAUUGCUCGUCUUAGAGAUUGGCGAGAGGUUACACUGAACAACGUCAUGCACGUGGAUGGGGAAAAGGCCAUCCAGUACGUUUUCCAGACAGAAUCUGUGUUUCGAGAGCUAGAAGAGGUGUGCGAGCUGAGCGUGAUCAAGGUUUAG
Botrytis byssoidea is the source of this 1179-nucleotide messenger RNA. RefSeq lists its product as uncharacterized. The record is from RefSeq and is a predicted model, not a curated record. The transcript has a single exon. Bases 1 to 1179 code for a protein of 392 amino acids. Lineage: Eukaryota; Fungi; Ascomycota; Leotiomycetes; Helotiales; Sclerotiniaceae.